Yarrowia lipolytica CLIB122 is the source of this 1830-nucleotide messenger RNA. RefSeq lists its product as uncharacterized. NCBI's taxonomy places the organism in Eukaryota, Fungi, Ascomycota, Dipodascomycetes, Dipodascales. The record is from RefSeq and is a predicted model, not a curated record.
AUGGUUCUGGAAAUUGACAACAGCUACCAUGCGGCGCACAUUCCCACUUACCCGUCCCCUGAGGAGAAGCCUCUGAUUCCAGAUCAACUGUGGAACCUCUUAAUCCAGGGCUGGAUCCGAGUAGCGGAGCAACACCUGAUCCGGGUCUCAGACGAUAACCAGCGGGUGGAGAACGCCGACAUUCUGGAGAUCUCGACCUGGAUCGACUCAUAUUUGAAGAAUACGGAGGAAGAUCAAGACGCAGACCCCAAACUCAACUAUCUGGUGUAUCAGCUGUGCUUGACAUGUCCAUUUGGAGUUGUUCUGAAACCUCAGAGCGCCUGGCGGUUUGUGCUACGAUACUACGCCAAGAACAGUCGGCCAGUUCUGAAUCUGCUUGGAGGAAACCCCGAUCUGGCCGAGAUCGCAGCUAUGGGUCUAUUGGAGCACGCUAGAGCAUUCCCUCAGCAAUACACACAGUACUAUGACUCUGACGGAGUCAGCAAUCUGGUAGUGCUUCGAUCUCUACUUGACACCGGCAACAAGGACAAGUUGGAGCCUCUCAGUCAACUGUUUGUGGGACAAAAGUGGCUGGUUAACACUUUAGCAGCAUUCCCUACGGAAACCAACUACUCUCAAUUGACACAAAAACAGAAGGAUCUGGCCAGGGCAUUGCUGUAUAUUGUUUCUACAUGUCUGCUUUCGAUUCCCUAUAUUUCAUAUUUCGAGAAACUGAUGCGAUCUGCUCUGUUUCUGGAUCUCAAGAAGAAGUACCAUCUGGCCGCAGUCCUCCUAUGUGCCACCAACUUUGUGGAUUUGAUCCAGGUCAAGUUUUCAAAAGCCGCUGGUUUUCAAGGUGUGAUCUCCGUGCUCAACAUUGAGAGAGAUCGACUGAGUGAAAAGCCUCAGCUGAGAUUCCCCGUCACCAAGACAAAGAAUGACUACAACGACUUCUCUGUCGUUGAAGAUGCAGUCGCUUCGUCGUCAGCAGCAGAGCCAUCCGACGCGGAUGCCCAUACCAUCAUGGAUAUGUUCCCUCAGUUUAACUUGGGCCAGGCUAAGACUCUUAUUCAGCAUCAUGUCACCACAGAGGGAGCCAUGGAGUAUAUUCUCAGCAACCCCGAUGUAAUGGAAAACCCCAGUUCGAUUCCUGAAUGGAGCAGUCGUGCCACAGAGGGUGCCCCUGCGGUUGAAAUCUCAAUGGACGAGUAUGCACCCAUGCCAGUUCAUGCCGCCAAGUCUACUCCCAAGUAUAUCUUUGGAAAGAAGGAGAUCUCCACGUCUCUCAACCCCGACGAAGAUGCUAAAUCUGCCAAUCUUCAGCAUGCUUUGCGUAUGAUCUACGAGAGUGAUGAAGAUGAGAGAGACGACACUUACGAGGGCAUGGAGGGAGGCACCGAGGAGGACUCUCAGGCGAACGCCAAGCUCGACAAGAUUCAGCAGUACCUGUUCCAGCUGUACUCUUCCAACAAGCAGGUGUUUGAUAAGCUUGAUCGUAAGAGCAAGGCUCGAGCUGAGCUCAAGAAGACGACUGAGUGGUCCGACGAGCAGAUCGAGGGCUGGGCAAGGAUGCUGGAGCGAAACCCCCGACAGUUCAAGAUGCUCGAGAGCAAGCAGCUGGAGAUGGGCGUGUCUAAGAACGAUCAGCCCGUGGCAGAGGAAAAGAAGGACAAGGAGAAGGGCAAGGGAAAGGGCAAGGAGAUGGAGAGAGAAAUGACCCCCGAACAGGCUGCUGCUAGACAGAAACAGAAGCAGGCCCGAGAUAGACGGCACAAGACGCAGAACAAGAGCUCGACACAUCAUAGAAAGAGCGGACAUGACCGGAAGAUGGGUAAGGCAAACUUUGAGUAA